AUGUCCACUGCUGUGCCCGCUCCAGCCCGGGGCUAUAGCUCACUGCCGCCCUCGAUACGCGCUUCGCAGCCCAUGCCAGCUCCGCUCAGCCGCGUUGCCCUCGCCGCCAAGCAGAACCAAAUUCUCGCGCUUCAAGCUCUUCAAGCCGCUGCUGCAUCUGCCUCCGCUUCCUCAUCCUCAUCCUCCUCGUCUGCAGCUGGCUCUCCUCCGCCAUCGUCAUCCUACGCCAAGUCCCACAGCGGCACCGUCUACGCUGUUGGCAACAAGCGCGGUCGUAAGUUCCAGGCGUACCGAGCACCUUCGGUCACCCACGUGUCCAAAGACGCCGCUCUCACUGCGCCUUCAUCAAGCGCCUCGGACAACAAGCUUGUGCCGCUCGUCACCACCAGCGUGCCACACUGGUCCGCCGAGGGCUCGCACCCGCUCUUCGACCCCAACUCGGGCAAGAGGUCCGAGAUCUACUCGCUCACCAACGACCGCUACCCUGGCGCUCCCGGCACUGCACUCGCCAAAGCGCGUGAGGCUCAGCAAAAGGCGAUUCAGGCGGCCAAGCGCGAAGCCGCCAAGAAGCUGGCGUCCAAGGCUGAACUUGAGCAUCUCGGCGUCAAGGGUCUCGGCAAGAAACGCAAGAGCAGCAGCCCUUACGCUACCGUGGGCGGAGGUCUUCACGCAAGCGCUGUCUCCCCAGCUGUUUCGCCGAGCAGCACGAAACCGGACGCAGUUUCAACGGCUAUGAGUCGCGAUUCAUCUAGGGGUCGCAGCUCGACCAAGCCGCAGUCGGAGACUCAUCUCACGGUGCCUUCGGCGAGUCGCUCGCGCCGACCUGCCUCGAGGGCGUCCUCUCCGGCGCCGAUCACUGCACAGACUUCUUCCUCUACCAGACGAGCGGGUACACGAUCUGUAUCCGCCGCACCCGCGGAAGAGGAGUCCAGCAGCUCUGGCUCGGGCAUCGCUCGCAACAACCGCAGCUCGCCUUCGCGUGGUACCAGUCCACCGGACAACGGCAAGAACCACCACGGACUGGCUUCCACUGCGCCCUUCCAGAGCAGUCCGUUGGCUGCUAGCGCCAUCACGAUGGAGCCUCUGCUAGACACGGACGAGGUGGAUCAGAACGAGGCCAAGCCCGAUGCGUCGGAAGCCACCGCCGAUCUGCGCUCCGCCGCUGCCAAUAAGCGCAAGGCCAGUGCGUUGAGCCAAGAGGUGCUCGCUGAUGAAGGUGCGGACGCUGCCGUUUCGGACUCGCUUGAUGAGGUGAGCAAGCGACUCAGGCGCGACGAGGCAGGCGGUGCGGCCAAGGAGGCGGGUGACGAGGCUGCUGAAAGGACGGUCAAGGAAGGAUCUCCUUCGUCUGUGUCUUCGAGUCGUCGAACCUCGCCCAGGAUGACGUCGCGCCGAAUCGUUGCUGAGGCCGCGUGA
Molecule: messenger RNA, 1416 nt
Organism: Sporisorium graminicola
Lineage: Eukaryota; Fungi; Basidiomycota; Ustilaginomycetes; Ustilaginales; Ustilaginaceae
Exons: 1
Coding region: 1-1416 (471 amino acids)
Source: RefSeq, a predicted model, not a curated record